GUUCGCCCAAGCGCGCUUCGAGAAGUAGCCGUAGAGGUACCGCGUGUGCUGUGGACUGACAUUGGGGGUCAAGAAGACGUUAAACAACGUCUGCGCGAAGCUGUGAGCUGGCCGUUGCUGCAUCCUGAGGCGUUUGUGCGAAUGAACAUACGGCCUCCCAAGGGUGUGUUGUUGUACGGACCCCCUGGAACGAGUAAGACUAUGAUGGCUAAGGCACUCGCGACAGAGAGUGGGCUGAACUUUAUUCCGGUCAAGGUA
Molecule: messenger RNA, 258 nt
Organism: Sphaeroforma arctica JP610
Lineage: Eukaryota; Ichthyosporea; Ichthyophonida
Exons: 1
Cellular component (GO): cytoplasm
Molecular function (GO): ATP binding; ATP hydrolysis activity
Source: RefSeq, a predicted model, not a curated record